CAGAGUUCAGCUGCAUUGGGUCAUUGCAUUUUGAACUUUUGCACCUUUGCUUCACUACACCACCGCCCUCGUGACCCCAUAUUUUGACCCUUUGUACUCCACUGCUACCCCAUUCGGCUGUGCUGGGUUGCAUCGAGACUCGCUGCUGUGUACAUUGUAAUACUAUGCAUGAAGGAAUGAACUUCACCUCUAAUUCUUAGCGGCAGGCGUGCUGUUAACACCUUACAGCUUGCAUUCUGCUUGCAACCAGCUAACCCUUUGCUACAACCAAGCCUACUGGCAUUUUACUUAACUGCAUUUUUGAAGGUUGUAAAAGACACACUGGCUGCUACAUCAGCCCAUUCCAACCUUGUGUGCAGAGCUACCGGAAACCAAGUCUUCCCUUUGCAGACGACGACCAUGGCAGAGGGGCAGCAAGGAAAUGACGACCCACCCAAACAGCAGCCAGGGAACGAAGCAACUCCUCUAGAAGUCCAAACCGGGCAGGCCGAAGACGUCAACGCAGCAAUCACGGGCUUAGAGCCUCCUGAGGCGCCGUACUUUCGGCCGUACAUGUCGGUUGAGUUCGUUGUUACCGCUCUGGGCGCCAUCCUGGUGAUCUGGUCCUUCUGCUGGCUCUACGUGGGGGCCUUCUGGAACCCCUCGACCCGGCUGUCCAACCUGCAUGUGGCGGUGCUGGACUGCGACGUCACCCCGCCACCCGCCUCGCUCAACGCCUCCUUCGCACCGCUGCUGCCGGCGCUGCUGCCUGCCCCACUAGCCUCCCAGCUGCUAGCCGGGUCGGUGUGGAACCGCUCCUCGCCCCUGGGACCCCGCCUGCUGCACUGGGAGCCAGCCAGCUGCGGGGAGGCGGGCGGGGCGGGGGCGGGAUGCGGGCCGCGGGAGGCGGAGUGCGUGGCGUCCCUCGCUUCCUCCGUGCUGCAGGGGGAGACCUGGGCCCUGCUCUACUUCCCCGCCAACUUCACCGCCGCGUACCUGGCGUGGUGGCGGGACUCGGGGGUGGCGGGGGCGGGGGCGGGGGGCGCGGGCGGGAGGAAGCAGCCCCCCACCGCCACCUACUACUACGCCCGCGGCCGCGACUACUCCACCCACUCCUACCUCUCCUCCCUCGUGCUCUCCUCCCUGGGCCCCGCCCUCAGCGCCGCCCUCACGCGCCAGCUGGCGGCCAGCCCGGCAGCAGCGGGGGGCCGCCUGGAGCCGCUGUUCCUAGCCACGGGCAUCUCCAUCGCCCCCGUGGACCUGGCCCCGGUCCGCAACUUCGGGCAGCACUUCGCCUCCUACAUCUUCUGUGUGCUGCUCUGGCUGGGCAGCUCGUUCGUGGUCGCCGCCAGCUACCAGUUCAAGCUGCCUACUGAGAUGGCGCUGGCCAUUGACCCGCGGGUCGGUGGGGGCCGGCAGGUGCGGCUGCGCCACCUGGCCUGGGCGCUGCUGGUGAAGGGGCUGGUGGCGGCGGGCUUCAUGUUCCUGGAGAUGGUGCUGCUGUGUGUUGUGCUGUGGUGCCUGGGGGCGGGCGGCAGCGGGGCGCAGUGGCACUGGAGCGCGGGGCAGGCCAUUGCAUUCGGGUGGUACAUGAGCUGGUCCUUCCUCUCGGUCAACGCGGUGCUGCUGCACGCGCUGGGCCCCGACCGCUUCUCCUCCGCCUCCGCCGCGUUGCUCAUCGCGCAGCUCACCUCCGCCUCCGCCAUCAUGAGCCAGGAGCUGCAGAACCGGGUGUUCUAUGUGGGGCAGGCCCUCCCCUUCUUCUACGGUGUGCGGGGCUUCCGCUCCAUCUUCUUCGGGACGCUCACCGACAAGAUGUGGAUCAACUGGCUGGUGCUCACGGCCUACAAUGUGGUGUUCCUGCCGCUGGGGCUGCUGCUGGUGGUGCGCCGCGUGUGGCGCAACAGCGGCCGGGGGGCGCAGCAG
Molecule: messenger RNA, 1905 nt
Organism: Astrephomene gubernaculifera
Lineage: Eukaryota; Viridiplantae; Chlorophyta; Chlorophyceae; Chlamydomonadales; Astrephomenaceae
Source: the annotation of a GenBank genome assembly